Molecule: messenger RNA, 6774 nt
Organism: Porites lobata
Lineage: Eukaryota; Metazoa; Cnidaria; Anthozoa; Scleractinia; Poritidae
Source: the annotation of a GenBank genome assembly
AUGCAGUCGUCGCUGUUUAAGUUUCUCGGAAUUGGGCAUACAGAGGCUUCAGAAAAUUCAGGUAGUUUUGUUGUUACAGCAGCAAGUCAUAAAUCCGGAUAUUGUAGGGCAGGUACCCUGUGUAGGGGCGUUUUCAGUAGAUUGCCCUUCGCUGCACUUCAAUGCAAAGGUCUGCACAAGAACAAGGAAAAAGCACCUUAGGAAAAAGAAGCUUUUAUCAAUCUUUCAUACUUACAUUUGAGGCUCAUUUAAUGCCCCCUAAUUUCUGAAUCCUUAAAUUGUUAAAGUAAGACUCUUCGUUGAUUCAGGCAUUUAAAAUCUUAACUUUGAAGUUUGACAACACUCUUCAUUCCCAGCGACCGCGGAAAACGAGAAAAAGUCACCGUGGAGCAAGUUUGAUGAUUUACCCCUGGAAGAGAAGCGUCAGUUGUACCGAUGUGGGACAAAUUUCGUGACUUUGAAGGACAUUCCAAGCUGGACAGAAUACCGAAAGGAUAAUUUAUAUGCUAUUUAUCGAAGGAAAGGUAGAUACUGAAAGUUAUAUAUAUAUCCAUUGUUUGGCUUCAAUUCAGUCGUUGAAAAAUAUGGAAGAUUCAUAAUAAGCGUUGAGUGGGCUAACGGCUUUACUACGUUAUUAAUGGUAUAAAGUAGCUCAAAGCUCAUGCUUAUUAAAGGUGGAUUAUGGAACAAUUAAGGACUGCAACCUCAGGAGAUCUGAAAUCUGAGUUCUCUCUUACAUUAGCCAACAAAUGUAUCUCCCAUCAUUAUCAACCCCCUGACACACAAAAUUCAGUGGCGGGCCCAGGGGAGGAGCCUGGGUCUCCCCCUUAUUUUUAGACCAAACUGAGGCUGGAAGGGCCGAGAAACAAUUUUUUUGGAGGCUGCCUCCCCCCCCCCCCUUGAUCCGGCACUGAAAUUGACCCACUUCCUGACUGUAAUGAUGAAAAACUCUGAAAAUGAGGUAAGUUCCAUCAAAAUGCUGCCAGAACCCAUGAGAUGAAUAUCAAAAGCUGUAACUUCCUUUGUGAUAUUUCUUGGUCGUAAACAUUGUUUUUGUUAUGCAAAUGUGCCAACCAGAGGAACAAAAGACCCCAUAUUCUAAAAGCUAACAAGCCGCUGGUUGGCACGAUUUUUAAAAUACCAAUACAAAGUAGCUGACAUAAUGUGAAAUAUCGCUAUACAAGCAAAAUGGUGACAAAAAUUUCUCCCUUCAUUUUAUCUCAAUUUAGGGAAAAAACCAGAGAAACCAUCUUUUGCAGUCAAUGCACUGCUCAAUGAAAAAGUUUCAUUAUGGCAAGGAGAUAUAACCAGCCUUGAAGUUGAUGCUAUAGUGAAUGCAGGUAAGGUGUGUCGGUAUGUUCAACGACGAUUUUGUCAGAACCAAAAUUUCUUGGAUGCAUCGAUAACCAAAUUUUCUUACUCACGGUGCUCCGCUGCACGCGCAAUCUUUGUGCCCACGAGAGCUCCGCCAUUAAUUUGUAUGCACAGAAGACAUUUUUCGCAAAGUAUAUGAUAAAUCACAUAAUGACUAGUCCCACAGGAAAUGAGUUAACUUUGUUUGAAUCUCAAAGUUGAAAAUCUUAGUAAUUAAGUCUUUUAGUGAUUUAAAUACUUCAUUUUUUAUUUUCUUUUUAAUGUCUCAGCAAACAACUCUCUACUGGGAGGAGGCGGAGGUAGGAGAUUUUUUUUAUAGUUUUUACUUAUCUUUUAUAUUGUAAAUUACCAUAAUUUUCUGAAAAUAAGCCCCUCCUUGUAUAAGCCCCUCCAAAUAGAAGCCCCCCAAAAUCGUAACGCAAAAAACCCUUCAUUAAAUCGCCCCUCCAAAUAUAAGCCCCCCGGGGGGCUUGUACUUGGAAUUUGCCCUCGCAUACAAAGUAAAACAAAGCAAAAAUGGUAAAUAUCCUUCCCAGUACAAGCUAGCCCAAUCGAUUUUGAAACGCAAAUUUCCCUCCGUACAUAAGCCACUCCAAAAAUAAGCCCCUCGAAAAGGGCCUUUGAAAAAUAUAAGCCCCGGGGGUUAUUUUCGGAAUUUUACGGUAACUUACAAGAAGUCAACUAAUAAAUAUUUUUUAAUUGUAAGGGGUUUCUUCUCUACAAAAUCAAGUCUGUAUUAGUAGGCUCAUGGUUGAAAGCUCAUGAACACAUACAUGAAACAAAGCUCAAAUAGUGAGAGCAGUUAAUUUGAAUGAGUGUUUUUUCUGAAGAUUGAUAAUUACAUAGCGGUAGAAAUACCAGUAAUUACCAUGUCAGGAAAAAAAGAUUUUACAUUAUUUUGGUAUCAAAAGGUUUCCAUGGGCAACAAGAAGAGCCCUGGGCUCGAGCAAACAUAAUAAUUAUUAUGGUGUCUUUUUUUGUUUUAUAAUAGUUGAUGGCUGUAUCCAUCGUGCAGCUGGACCAACACUACGCAAGGAGUGUGCAGCCCUUAAUGGCUGCUCUACAGGAGAUGCAAAGAUCACAUCAGGUUGUGUAUUUAAUCUGAGGGAGAUAAAAAUACAAACAAAGUUAGGCUGUUGAGCAUAUCAUAACCACAUGUACAGGCCACUGUGGAAAUAUCCAAAGUACAUGUAAUUGUUUAUAUGAAGGAUCGGGCAUAGUGGAGCUUGUCUCCUUCACAUCUGCUCGGGCUGAAGUCGCCGCAAUGCAUCGUGGUGACUCAAUGGGACAGCUGCGAAGAAGACGGCAGGGCAUAACAAUAUUCCGGUCAUCUUUGUUGCGAUAACACAGUGGAAUUUAGAGUACGUGUACAUGUAGGCUCCUUGUAAUAAAAAACGUAGCUUUAUAUGUGGUCCCAAAUAAAAUUACUGGUAAUAGAAAGUAAGCUUCACAGCCCAGUGAAAACACAAAUGAAAAAAACAGCCCCUUUAAAUGUUUGUGAUAGCUGCAGCUAAUAAUUAUUGUUCUGUCAAUUCUUGCAGGGCAUAAGUUACCAGCCAAGUGUAAGUCACUUUUUUAUGGUUCUUUUAAUAUUGUGAAUCCGCCUUUAUCAUUGUGAAUUUACUGUUAUUAUUCCAAAAACUGUAAUUUUCACCUAUUUCAGAUGUCAUUCAUACUGUUGGCCCAUUUGGAAAACAGGAAAAACCACUGAGAAGCUGUUACAAGAGAUGUUUGGGGUUGGUGAAAAAAUAUGGCCUUCGAACUGUGGUAAGAGAUUACUUGUAGUGAAAGAAGUUGGAGAUUUUCUUAUGUGGCUAAAUGUAAUUUAGGCAAAGUUAACCUUGAAGCAAUGCUGGUCAGCAGUUUUCCCAGCUAUGCUGGGGGUGGCCCAAUGCCUCUAGCAGGGGCCCCUUGUGACUUGUAUACGCAGUUGCUUGCUUGCAGCUCUUCGCAAAGUGUUGUAGCAAUAGCUUGUUGCUUGCUUGCCAUUUUGUGCUGUGUUUUUUUCCCAUUCCUCUGUCCCUCUUUAGGUUAGGGCCAGUUAAGUGUUGGUUGGUAAGUAUUCCACUGAGUUGUUCAUUGUGACGAUUCCUGGUGGUGCCGCUCGCAGGGUUGCCAUGGAUACCUCCUCCUCAUGCUAGAGCAUUGCCCAGCUCCACCAACUUUGUAGGGUUUAAUUAAUAUUAAAAGUUUAAAAUUUUAUGCUCACAAUGAAACUUUGUUUACACAUAGGCAUUCUGCUGCGUUUCAACCGGAAUUUACGGUAAGGAAUUUGAAAAGCCGGGUGAAAAUGACCCCCAAACUUUUGAAAACUACAUGACAACAUGACACAAGUUAUUGUUCCUCACAGGUUACCCAAUCUAUGAUGCGUCCUGUGUCGCUUUGAACACUGUCCGCAAGUGGUUGGAGGAUGGCGAAAAAGAUGGAAAGAAAAAUGCAGAACUUGUAAGGUUGUCUCUGUGUUUGGGUGUUUUCUUUUCCUGAAUCUUGACGUUUUAAUCAAUGUUUUAAUAAUCGUGCUCAGCUAAGUGAAUACGUUAAAGUUAUAUGCUAUCCCGCGUUAACGAUUCGUACCCAAUGCAGGUGGCAGAGUUAAAAACCCACUAGCUUUAAGACUGGUCCGUUGAAAAUCAAGGUUGGACGCUUUAAGAAUCUUUUGAGUUCGUCUUAUUUUCUACCUGUCCAUUGUAGGUGGAUCGCAUAAUCUUCUGCGUUUUUCUUGGAGGAGAUCUUGAAGUCUAUCAGCGCCUUUUACCGAGAUUUUUCCCUUCAGAGGAUAAAUAUGACCAAGAAAGCGAACAGGAACAAGAGAAAGACAUCGACGAGACAGAAACUGACUCGAAAGAAGAUGAAAGAGCUGAGAACAAACCAAGAGAAGACAGACAGGACAAACCUAGCUCCAAAGGAAAUGGAAAAGACGAUGUAAAAAAAGGAGAACAAGGAAAAGGGAAGGAAGUUGGAGUUGAAACAAGAUUCCAAGAUAGCUCCGAGAACGAUAGAAAGAAUAAACAAAGCUUAUCAGGAAAUAAAAAAGAGGGAUUUAAAAAAGGAGAAGAGGCAAAAGAGAAGGAAGGUGGAGGUGAACCAAGAGCUGAAGAGAGCUCCGAGAACGUUAAAACGGAUAAACACAGCUUAUCAGAAAAAAAAAAGAAAAAAGGAGAAGAGAAAACAGAAGGUGUGUUCUUGUGCUCUUUUUUUUUACUUGUUUCAUGUAGCGGAAGCCUAUUUAAAUGCAAUUCAAACUUCGUAGUUCAAAGCUAAGGUUGCCACUUUUUUAAAGGUUUAUCCUUCACCGUUAUGUUGUAAAUUUAGUAUAAGUAGCCGGUCUUUUUGGAAGAAAGCAUAUUUUCAUUAGGUAACAUUUUUUCUACAUCCUUUCCUGUUUGGCCUUUUCCCCUUUUAUUUAACGGUAAAUGAAAUCCCACUUAUCGACCGUUGUGGAACGGAAGGUACCCCAAAUUGUUUCAUCCGAAAAAAGAUUCGGUAUUCUGUAGGUUACAUUUAGGUACUUUCCACAGUCAGUAACUGUCGCAAAUGUGUUGCAUUCUUUCUUUAAGAUGUCGAGAUGCGUGAGGAAUCUAUCAAGGAAAGAGUUCCCGACCAACCCAAACUUGAAGAGUUCCGAGAUUCCCAAGAGGACAUCACAGAGGUCGAACCUGAGAAGGUUGUGAAUCAAAACGCCCCCUCUGAAGGGCAGGACACAACCAAGGAGAAAAAACUUUGUGAUAAACAGAGUUUAUCAGGAAAUGAAAAAGAGGAAGUUAAAAAAAGAGAAGAGGCCAAAGUGAAGGAAGUUGAAGGUGAACCAAGAGCGGAAGAGAGCUCCGAGAACGUUAGAAAGGAUAAACACAGCUUAUCAGAAAAGGAAAAAGAGGAAGUCAAAAAAGGAGAAGAGGCAAAAGAGGAAAUAGGAGGUGUGUCCUUGUGCUCUCUUUUUUUACUUGUUUCAUGUAGCGGAAGCCUAUUUAAAUGCAAUGCAAACUUACUAGUUCAAAGCUAAUGUUGCCACUUGUUUAAAGGUUUAUACUUUACCAUUGUGUUGUAAAUUUAGUAAGUAGUCUUUUUGGAGAGAACGGCAUAUUUUCGUAAUGCAACGUUUUUUCUAGAUCCUUCCCUUUUUGGCCUUUUCCCCUUUGAACGGUAAAUGAAAUCCCACUGUAAAACAGAAGGUAUCCGAAAUGAUUUCUCGUGAAAAACGAUUCGUGGAGUACAACACCAGUAUUCUGUAGUUUACAUGUAGGUAUUUUCCACAGUCAUUAACUGUCGCAAAUGUGUUGCAUUCUUUCUUAAAGAUAUCGAGAUGGCGGAUGUGGAAGGAGUUCCCUACCCACCCAAACUUGAAGAGUUACAGGAUUCCCGGCCAGAGGACAUUACAGACGAGAAGGUUGUAAGUAAAAGCGUCCCCUCUGAAGGGCAGGACACAACCAAGGAGGAAAAUCUUGGUGAUACCAGUCGGGAAUAAGAGACCUGGCCGUAUAAACUGCAAAAAUCAGUGAAGUUUUCAAAAAUUAUUGGUGUCUAAGCGCGCGCGUUCUGACUGCUUUUAAUAUGAAAGCCUCUAUCCGUAAAACUACUUUGGUCGCCUGCAUGCGUAGCUGGCGGUUUUCUAGUGGGUUUCUUCUUUUGUGGUUCGUAAGGUAAGAGAUUUAGCUGUCCGUAAUUUACCAUAGAGCACAGACUUGUGUAAAUGGCCGUUUCGAGCCCAAAUUUCCCUGGGUGCCAGAGACUUUUCUAGCGCGGUUUCCGCUCGUGGCUUCGGCCUACGGCCGAAGAUGUGUCGGCCUUCGGCCAACACCGAAAAUUUCCGCCGCACGCGAGAAAAACCUCUGGUACCCAGGGUAAGCUCAAACAGCCCUUUGCGAAAAUUCCUGGUUUACGUUUGCAUACACAAGAUCGUAAGUUGAGAAUUGCAUGCCCAUUUCGUUAUGUAAUAUCACGCGAUCUUUUACUCAAGCCAAUCCUCCUGAGGGGAGAAGCGCGACAUUUUUCUUAAAGAGAGACAAGUUUUGCCCUCACUUCGUCUUUAGCACCUACAAAACCAACCUCCAGAGAGAAAAGGAACUUUUUUUCUUGAAAUCGCGCCGUCCAUUUUGCGUGGGAGAGCGUUUAACCUGAAGAAACACAACCCACAGGUCUUUUGACGGAACGUUUUUUUUUCCCAAGUAUCAAUUUUCAGUUAGUGUGUUCGAAGGAAAGUUAAUCUAAUCACCCGAAUGAAAACAUUUGUUAGAGAGAGGUAUAAUUGACCAGAUCGUCAAGAUGAUAGAUGAAUCCGCCAAAGUAUAUUUCUUUUAUUUAUUUCAGUUGAAGAAUGGACGAAUGUAGUUAUCUUGAAUUAUCUAUCAAUAUUAGUAACAGUACAAAAUGUGUUGAGUUUUUGAGCGUUUUAUAAGAGAAAGG